Messenger RNA from Limulus polyphemus (Atlantic horseshoe crab), 7120 nucleotides. Its product is annotated as DENN domain-containing protein 4C-like. Gene Ontology annotation, biological process: regulation of Rab protein signal transduction. The coding region runs from base 246 to 6233 and encodes 1995 amino acids. Gene Ontology annotation, cellular component: cytoplasmic vesicle. Gene Ontology annotation, molecular function: protein binding. Lineage: Eukaryota; Metazoa; Arthropoda; Merostomata; Xiphosura; Limulidae. The record is from RefSeq and is a predicted model, not a curated record. The transcript is spliced from 33 exons.
ACAGUAAACCAAUGAGUGAGAAGUCCGCAAUUGUCAUAAACCUGAUAAUUCAUUACAUGUUAUUAACAAUGUGGUGUUUUGAUAAAAAUGAGUGUAUGUGAACCUCUUCUGAUGUUGAAAAUAGACAUGGUCUAAUGUGUAUUGGAAACUAUUUUGGCUGUAAAUGAUGAAAUUAUCGAAGAAAAUGAAUGCUUUUAUAGUAUAUAAAACACAAGUAAAUAUGCUGCAACUUAGCAUGUGAAGCAAUGGAGGACAAACGAGUUGCUGACUACUUUGUGGUGGCAGGCUUGCCAGAUAAUCCUGAGCCACUAGAAGAAUUUUCUCAAGAUGGAGUCACAUUGAAAACUUCUCACACUUUAGCUCCUGUCACAGACAUUACUGUAAUUAUUCGAAGCCAAGGAGAGAUAGUACCUCAAAACUUUACCUGCAUUGAGACAACUCCUUUGGGUUUUCCAGCCGAUUUGAACCAUGGUAGCUUACGGAGUCCAAGUAUUUAUUUAUGUUACCGUAGAGGCAGAGACAAACCCCCCCUUGUGGAUAUUGGAGUGCUGUAUGAAACCAAAGAGCGAGUGAUGGCAGACAGUCAGGUAGUUCACACGACACCCUAUGGCCGAUCUGCCAAUGUGAACAACAGUGGAUCUCGGACAUUCCUUACAUUCAGACGAGCAGCUACUAAUGCUCCCUGUAAUCAGUUGGUUGUGACAGACAUUUGCAUUAUUUUGGUUAAUAAGGGGGAGACACCACCACGUGCUUUUUGUAUUAUCAACAAGACCUUAAACAAAGGCAUGGUGGGCUCUGAUGUUUACAUCUGCUACAAGAAGUCAAUGAAUAGACCAGAUCUUCUGUGUUUUAAACCAGGCAUCUUAAGUAGAUACCCGCUUGAUGAUUACCAGAAUUUUCGUCUACCAGAAUCAGUUCCACUGUUCUGUCUACCCAUGGGAGCAACUGUAGAAUGCUGGUCCAGAAAUGCCCAACUACCCCGUCCUGUAUUUUCUACGUUUGUUCUUACUUCUGACACUGCAGAAAAAGUUUAUGGGGCAGCUGUUACAUUUUAUGAGAAGUACAAAGAUGAGAAGCUUUCUUCUGCAUCUAAAGCACAGUUGGGUUAUAUGACAGAUGAUGACUGUAAGAAAAAAAGCUUGCAUGUAAACAAGGCUAUAUGUAUUCUCUCACGGUGGCCAUUUUUUGACACGUUUGAAAAGUUUUUAUUGCAACUUCACCAAAUAUCCAUAAUGGGCCCUCACCGGCUACCUCUGGAAAGGUACAUCUCGCACUUCAUGAUGGAUGUUCCUUUUCCGUCCGCUCAGCGGCCACGGAUACUUAUUCAGUUAGGAGAUAAUACUAUUUCCUUGGCUCAACCUGAAGAUAGUCCACUACUUCUAAGUGGAGCUUCAUUCAUCCAGCUGCUGAGAAAUCUUGGUGCCGAUAAUUGUCUCAAUGUUUUGCUGUUUGUUUUGACGGAACAGAAGAUCCUGUUUCAUUCUCUCCGUCCAGAUGUACUAACAAGUGUUGCUGAAGCAGUAGUUACGUUGAUAUUUCCAUUUCACUGGCAAUGUCCGUACAUUCCUCUCUGUCCACUGGGAUUGUCAGAUGUUCUAAAUGCUCCUCUUCCAUAUAUUGUUGGUGUGGAUUCACGAUAUUUUGAUCUCUGUGAUCCUCCUCAUGAUGUUGCCUGUGUUGACCUUGAUACUAAUAACAUAUUCUUGCCUGAAGAAAAGAAAGGCUUGAAUACUAAACUACUUCCAAAGAGACCUGCUCGAGUGCUUCGAAACACUCUUCAAGUCCUUUAUGACAGAAUGAGAAAAAUGAGUUGGUCACAUAAAGCAGCAGCUAAUUUACAGGGAAGUUCUUCAUAUAAGACAACCCCUUUAGACCAUGAUUUCAAGAUCAAGAAAAUAGAGCAUCAGCUGGAACUAGAAAUUCAGGAGGCUUUUCUUCGCUUUAUGGCAGCUAUUUUGAAAGGGUUCCGAUCAUAUCUUCUUCCUAUUCCCUGUGCUCCAACUGUUGGAGCAACAGAUCCAAGCUCUCUUUUUGAUGGACAAGGUUUUUUGAAGAGCAGGGACAAAACACAUCAUAGAUUUUACAAUUUGAUGACCAAAACUCAGAUGUUUAUAAGAUUUAUUGAAGAGCGGUCAUUUGUGUCUGACAAAAAUGUCAGUUUAGCAUUUUUUGAUGAAUGUACAGACAGAGUAGACCUAGCUGGUGAACUUUCAGAUCAGCAGCGACUUCUGGAGUCAGAUGAACAUCAACAGAGUGACAGGACUGUGUUUAUAGCUUCUCCCGAGCCUGUUGGUCUUCCAAAUGGUACAGAAUUUAGCUAUCAAGAAUUUGGAACUUUAAAUCCACAACUUUUCCACACACACCCAGUUAAAUCUUUCUUCCGUGUUGGAAACACCUUAGGUGUUCAGCCUAGUAGUCCUAUGGCAAGAAGAACCAAACAGGAAAUCCGAACAGCCAGCAGGAUUGCUAAGAAGCAAGCUGAAAAUCCAGUAUUGUGGGCCAAAUGUCUGGUCAGUAAUUGUUAUAGUCUGUGGUUCAUCCAUCUUCCUGCUUAUACUAAGUGUUCUCAAGCUAUUAAGGCAAAAACCCUUCGGACAGCCUACGAUGUGUUGGUUCGGAUGCAGUCUAUCAGACUUCAACCUGCGGAUGAAACAUGCUAUCGUGUUCUGAUGCUGCUGUGUGGACUAUAUAGACAGCCAAUCUUAGCAGUUAGAGUGCUAUCUGAAAUGAAGAGAAAUGGAGUUCAACCUAAUGCCAUUACUUAUGGAUAUUAUAAUAAAGCUGUUUUGGAGAGUAAAUGGCCUGCUUCUGAGACAAAUGCAGCACUAAUGUGGAACAAAUUGAGGAAUGUCAUUGUAGGUGUAGCACAGUUUCGUCAAGGUUCAAAAGCAAAAGUUCGAAGGUCCCUGUCUUUAGGAUCUGAUUUUGACUAUGACUGGCUAAGUCGAGCAAGCUCAGAGAACAGCAACACUGAAGAAGUUGUGGAAGGCAAAUCUAACCAAAUAGAACUCACAUCAGACCUAGGACAGGCUGACAAGUGCAGUUCAGUAGGAGGGCUGUCAGAUGGAGGCUAUAGCUCCAUGAAUCAAGAGGAGGUUCAGAAAGCAGGGUCAACCCAAAUGCUUGCACCAACUUGUGAUGUUGAAGAAAAAAAUAGAACUUCUGAUCUCCUUAAAUCCAACCUUCGGAGAAAACAGGGUUACCAGGAAAUGCAGUCUCUGGGAGCUCUCAAAUUUGAAUGCUUGGACUUUUCAGCAUCUGAUGCAUUUAGAAACAGAGUUGGGAGUAUUGUGCGCAGCUCAGCCAGUAGCUUAAGCAGUCACUCAAGAAUGAUGGAUAUUUCAGUGGACAGUUUUGCUGGACUUCUGAUCACAAGUCAUCUACUUUUAGUGAAUAGUCCAUCUCACGAGGAUCUACUUUGGCAACAGAAUGGUGAACAAGGACAGCAGAAAUACCAAAGUGCUGGAAGGCAUCUGCGGAAAGCUAGUCAAACUUACAGACUGAAACAUUAUAGUUGCCCAUUGACUCAGUCUUUAAGCAAAGCAGACUCUUCUCAAACAUUCUUACACUUGAGCAGUUUUGGCAAUGACACUCAAAUCAUCCGAAAAAUUAAGAAUGGACACGUAUCUCUGAAAGAUUUAAAAUCCACUGAGAACCACAAAGAGCAUUCGCUACUGCCUGUUACAGAGAAUUGUGUUAAUUCCUCUGUUGAGAAAACCAUCACAUCAUCUAGAAAUUUAAAACUUAGUAGUUGUGAAGAAGAAUCAGACACUGAACUUGCUAUAGAAUUCAAUGAAGAGCCUGUUAAAAUGAAACCUCAUUCUAAAUCUGAUAUUGCAUUUAAAAGACAAGCUCAAACAUGUGAAGGUGAUAUGAGUACUUCAAGAAAGUUGAACUCUCAUCCUGAAAAUAGUAGUUAUAAAAGAAAUUCCUGUAAUAGUGAUGAUAUUAUACUGCAAGGAGCUGAAGAACAUGGUACUGUAAAAGAGGCAUGGUUAAACUGGGAUUAUUUCAAAACAAGUUCUAUUCCUCGAGUAGCAUCUAGUCUCAGUUCAACGUUAGGAUUCAGUAGUGGUAAGAAAAAUAGUAAAGUCACUCGAAGCUCAACAUUUCAUGGUCCUGCAGACAGGUCUUCCACAAAUUCACUCACAGAUUCAGCAUCAAAAAAUUCUAACACUCUGGAAAUGGAAACUGUGAGAAUAAUGCUUCCACAUACACCAGAAUCUAAAAGAAAUCCUAAGGUUGUGGGAACAAGGACUCCUGGUCGACCAUUUGCAGUUAGCAUGUCUUCCUUUGGAUUGUCAAAACUAACCUCAAAACAUGCUGAUAUGUUUGACAGCUUGAAAUCAGCAGCUAAUUCGGUUGCCACCAAGUUUACUGAACUCAAGCAGUCAUGGUCAGCAUCUAGUACUCCUACCAAAAAUGGCUUUGGAUCUCAACCAGAACCAUAUGCAUUGGAUAGGUUUACCAUAUAUGAUGAUGAUCAUUCAAGUACUACAUCAGAGUGUCAACGAUGUAGCACUGACUACUUGAAUCACAGUUCUAGAAAUGAUAAUGUGCUUGAAGACAUUUUUAUGGAAAAAUCUGGUGAUGUUGGAAACUGCACCUCCUGUGGAAAUGGAGGAUUACAUCUUUCGGGGAGUGCUUCAACAUAUGCAAGUCAACUAUUUGAGAUAGGGAGUGGCCAUUUUGACUCUGUGUUGGAUGUUGCUUACCCAGGUAACAAAAUUGCCCUAGAAAUCACCAUGACUUCUUGCUCGAAGUGUCAUAAGUGUUUGUCUCUACUUUAUGAUGAAGAAAUUAUGGAAGGUUGGUCAGCAGAAAAUUCAAAUCUAAACACACAGUGUGCCUUCUGCAAAGCUCGAGUAGUUCCACUCCUAACUGUGACCAUCAGAGAUAUGCGAACUGAUGAGUUAAGUGACUCUAACUUAACACCAGCCCACUCUACAGAGAGUAUACGAAGUGCACCACCUACAUCUCAACUGCUACACCAUGAGGGAAACCUGAGACGUAGAACUCCAACUCCUAAAAGAGGGCAUUCUCUUGAGAGAACUAUGAUACAUCGGAGUAUAGAUUGUGGUAAUGCUGCAUGGUUUGUAUCUGAAGAUUCUGACUCUGGAAGCUCAAAAGGGGGCACACCUAUUGUUAGUCCACGUCAUUUGAGUUUCAGCCAAGACAGUCGACCAAAGUCAGCAGUGUAUCGUCCUUUUUCAAGUCGUUCUUUAAACAUAGCUAAAGAUUUGACAGAUUUUGAAUUUUCAGAUUCUUCAACUCAAUCAUGCAGAGUCUCUGAUAAACAAAAAUUAUCAGCCAGUCAGGAAACACCAUACCCAUUUGCCACUUCAGUUGCUGAAAAAACAGGGACAGAGAACAGUAUGACAGAAAAAAAGUUGCACAUCAAAGAACAUUUUUCAGUCAUUCAUAGAAACCAACCAUUACAACCUCAAAUCUCUUCUUCUGCUACAUCCUCUGGUGGUGAUUUGAGAAAGCUGGGUAAUGUGGAUGCAGGCAUUGCCCUUGAGCCAUUUACAGUGCCUUAUUUGAGCCCUCUAGUGUUGAGAAAAGAAAUUGAGUAUGUGCUUGACCAUGAAGGUGAUGACUGUUUGACAAAACCAGAAUUUGUGGAUCAACAUCCGAUUAUAUACUGGAAUUUGAUGUGGUUUUGUAGAAGAAUCAACGUUACAACCCAUAUUCCAGGAUUAUGUCUUCAGGCAUCAAGUAUUUUGAAGGGUCGUCAGGUGCCUGAUGCAUGGAAAAGUUCUGACAGCCACAAGGUGCUGGUUCGCUGUCUUUGGGAUAACAUCAAACUUCACCAAGAAAUGGGCCAGCCUAUGUACGUGAUGUGGAACUCGGAAGGUAACCAGUCAUCUCUUGUACGUGCACUGGUUACUGAUGAACGUAAGAUCUCUAGGAACAUCAUGUGUCAAAUCCUUACAAGAAUCCAGUGUAAUGAUCUCCUGUCUCCCAUAAACUUGUUGAUAAAUGAAAGGAGAAAACAUUGUACAGCUCGUCAGAGUUAUCACAGUAUCUAUCGCAGCUUGUUGUUUCUAUGUUAUGUUGCAUUGGGCAGAGAAAACAUUGACCACACUGCUUUUGACCGAGAGUAUUUACGUGCAUAUGAACAAUUGUCUUCCAUGCAACGAGCCCUUCUAGUGAAAGCAGACAAGCCACCGUCCAGCCGAGCAUUCUUCUGUCAGAGGUAUUUUAUGGAGCUAGAACUAAAGGCAGUGUAAGAAGGCUACAUCUAUAUUAAUAAUGACCUCAUGAAAUGUAGUUGCAUAUGUGUGUAUAUAAGGAUAUACUGACUUAAGAUUGCUACUCAACCAAAACUUAAGUAUUAACAAAAAAAGUCUAUUACUGGACUUUGUAUUCUAAACAGCUAAUUUUCUAUUUAAACUGAUAGCUCUUUUAGUUUUGGAAAUUUCUGUUAUAACUAACUUUGGGUUGUAUAAUGUGUUCAAUUCGUUUUUUUUUCACAUUUAAAAUGUGAAGGGUUUCUCACUUUUAUAAUUUCAGCUUAAAUUCUAUUAAUGUACUAACAAUGAUUUAAUGUCUUGCUCUACUAAUUUUAGUUUUUAGAUUAAAAGACAUAUUUGUAACUAAAUAUAAGUCACUUCUAUUUUAAGUAAUGUUAUUUUGCUGUUAUGUUAAAAGUGCAUAGACGUUUUCUCAUGCUGUUCUUUACUGGUUAAAAGAAUUCAUCAGGAAAGUAUACAUAACUUUCCAGUAUUCUCGUAGUGUAAUGUAAUUUUAAAAACUACAGUCAGACGUGUACAUUUUUAGAUAUAAGUAUUACUUCACAGAUUUGAAGGUAGCAGAUUUCACAGUUUUGACAAAAAUGAUUAACCAAGUAAACAUUGAGAUGUAUUACAUUUUUCAAUUCUAGAUGAAGCUAUAAUUGUAUGUAGUUUCUUCUGGGAUGAUUUGAUUGAAAUAGUUAAAGAUUUUAUGCUUGGUUCACCUUCUCAUUCGUCAUAGUAAAUAAAAUUGUAUUAGCAUGCUCUAAUCAUUACUUUACCAAUCACUUCCCAAUAACCUGUUUGUUCAUUUUAUAAUAUCUUCAUUAGCUGUACAUCAGAAUUUUAGACAAAUACAAUAUUAUUGUAAAUAGAUAGAGAGA